UCAGCACAACCUGUUUGUUGAUCGCUUAUUAACACCCCGAGUUUAUUAUAAGCCGGGUUGAUUUCUCAGGGGGGUUUAACUUUCCAUCGCUCGGAAGAGCUCGCAGGAUAUCAGACAGCAGACACAACGACAUAACGAGUCUGUCAGCGGCUUUUAUCCGGCGGAGUUCAAGUGAGAGAGGCUUUUCAGAUGUAGCUUGUUAGCUAGCUGCGUCGCGUACAGUGUAUACACAGCCUUUUUGUUCUGCUCUUCAACUGCCUCUGCAUGACAAAUUAGCACCAGUGUUCAGUACAGGCAAGGCGCUAAAACACAGCGGUUGUUUUGUGGAAAAACGCGUCAAGAAUAAUUUCUGGUUGUCAACCUCAGCCCCGGGGCUAACCCCCGGUCGCCGACCGAAUUAAUGGCCGGAAAUCCGAGGAGGGGCGCCGGUCUCAUCGGCUUGAUGAAGGACGCCUUUCAACCCCACCAGCAGCCGCUCCAGCCUCACCAACCUGCAGUGGUCGAUAAGAAAAUGGUGGAGAAAUGCUGGAAACUCAUGGAUAAGGUGGUGCGUUUGUGCCAGAACCCCAAGGUAGCAUUAAAAAACAGCCCGCCCUACAUCCUCGACCUGCUGCCCGAUACCUACCAGCACCUACGCACCAUCCUGUCUCGAUACGAGGGCAAAAUGGAGAUCCUCGGGGAGAACGAGUAUUUCCGCGUUGUCAUGGAGAACUUGACCAACAAGACGAAGCAGACCAUGACUCUUUUUAAGGAGGCCAAGGAGAGGAUGUAUGAGGAGAACUCUCAGCCCAGGCGAAACCUCACCAAGCUGUCUCUGAUCUUCAGUCACAUGCUUGCAGAGCUAAAAGCCAUCUUCCCCAAUGGCUUAUUUCAGGGCGACAACUUCAGGAUCACCAAAGCUGAUGCUGCAGAAUUUUGGAGAAGGUCUUUUGGGGACAAGACCAUCGUGCCCUGGAGAACAUUUCGACAGGCUCUCCAUGAGUUUCACCCCAUCAGCUCGGGUUUGGAGGCCAUGGCUCUCAAGUCCACCAUCGACCUCACCUGCAACGACUACAUCUCUGUGUUUGAGUUCGACAUCUUCACCAGGCUCUUCCAGCCGUGGUCGUCUCUUUUAAGGAACUGGAACAGUUUAGCAGUAACGCAUCCGGGUUAUAUGGCCUUCCUAACCUACGACGAGGUCAAGGCUCGACUGCACCGGUUCAUCCACAAACCUGGCAGCUACAUCUUCAGGUUGAGCUGCACUCGGCUGGGCCAGUGGGCGAUCGGCUACGUGACAGCUGAUGGGAACAUCCUGCAGACCAUCCCCCAUAACAAGCCUCUCUUCCAAGCCCUCAUUGAUGGAUACAGAGAGGGAUUCUAUCUGUUCCCAGACGGUCGUGCACAGAACCCAGACCUCACAGGGCUUUGUGAACCCUCGCCACAGGACCACAUCAAAGUCACUCAGGAGCAGUACGAGCUGUACUGUGAGAUGGGCUCCACCUUCCAACUCUGCAAGAUCUGUGCAGAAAAUGACAAGGACGUGAAGAUCGAGCCCUGCAGACACCUGAUGUGUACCUCAUGUCUGACAGCCUGGCAGGAGUCGGAGGGUCAAGGCUGCCCGUUUUGUCGCUGUGAGAUUAAAGGCACAGAGCCUAUCGUGGUGGACCCGUUCCACCCGAAGGCCAGCGGGGCUUCCUUCGCUGGUUUCCAGGGGUCCAGCAGAGCAGAAGCUACCGGGAAUGAUGAUGAGGAGGACGAUCGUUUGGAGGACCAGCACCUUGUCAUGAGCAGGCUGGCCUGCAGCAAGGUAGAGCGACCAGCAUCUCCGGUUUCUCAGCUGCCUCCGGUGCCCCCCCGAUUGGACCUCCUACAGCAGAGACCCUCAAGCUCACACAGCAUACAGAGUCAGGGAGCCACGCCCAAGAUAUCAGCCACUCACAGAGACAAGCCUCUACCUCUGCCUCCAGCCCUGAGAGAGCUCCCGCCUCCUCCCCCUCCAGAGCGUCCCUCCCUCAUUGGCCAGGACACUAGACUCCAGAGGAGACCCCUGCCCUCCACCCCCGACCAGCCCGCCUGGGCCUCCAACUACAUGGUACCCCGCCCGGUAUCCAAGGCUGCUCUGUCAUCCCUGUCCCCCAUCCCUCAGAGCAACGGGACCAGCGGAGAGGGAAUCAAACCCCAGGCAGCUACGAACGCGGUCUACUGCCUGGCUGCAAGGUCUCUACCAGCAUCAGCGAUGUCGAGUGCAGAGAGGCUGACGUCUGACUGUGAGGAGAACGAGUACAUGAGUCCCACCUCCCUCCCCGCCUCAGGUGCUCCCUGGGUCAUCACUGGAUCCUUGGUGCCCCCUCCACCGGUGCAGGCAAACCACCACAAUGACACAAGCACUGAGGUGGUGGACAGUGACUCUGAGGACCCCCAAGUCUACGAGUCCAUGUGUAAUAUUCAGGCCCAGGCGGGUUCCUCAGAAACGCAACAGUCCCCUGAAAUAGACCCCCCUCAGCAUGCAGCUGUCGUUUCCCAGGACAAACAGGAGGAGAGCAGUGAGGAAGAUGUUUAUGAGUACGACUUUCCACGACCUGUCGUCCCUCCCGCCCCCACCAGGAGAGCCAUGUCAGAGAUCAGCGGCCCCUCUGCUGCCUUCAGCACUCUCAGCCUGGACGGCCCAGUAGAAGCCAGUAUGUUUGCAGCAACUGUGGACCCUGAACGCCCCCCUAAACCACUCCCACGGCGAGCCAACUCUGACCGACGACCUCGGCCUGCAAACCGUGAUUUCUCCUCUCCCUUACCAGACCUCCCUGGUCCCUCUUCAUCUGCCACUGCCUCCCCUACUCCUCCCCCUCCUCCUCCUCCCUCCUCUGGAAGCCUGGCUCUAAACGGGGAGAUCGAGUGCCUGAUGUCCCAGGGCUACUCCAUCCAGGACAUCCAGAAAGCCCUGAUGAUCGCCCAGAAUAACCUGGAGACGGCCAAGAACAUCCUGCGCGAGUUUGUCUCCAUUCCUUCCACGGCGCACAUUGCCACAUAGUCGCUCCAGGCCCCCACCCCACCCUCUCUGUAUGUGUCUGUCUCCACUCUGUGCCAUUAUUACGGUUAAGCAUUUACCAAGCACUUUCCUGCAGGGCCACAAGGCAAAAUGCUGCGUUCAAGUCUUAUCCGAAGAUGCAGACAAAUGAGAUUACAUAGAGAUCCUCUGCUAGUCCUGGUAUUUGAAGUACAGGCAUCAAAAGUCAUUUCUAACUGAUGAUAAAUGAAGUGCAGCAUGUAUUCCUUUUUGUUUUUGUAAAAAUGUAUUAUUUUGAUCAUCAUGAUACUGUUAAUGUUAAUGCCAAGUGGUUGGAAAUGCCACCAAAUGUCUUGUUUACUCGUAAUCAUCACUUGAAGAUCUGGGUUUUUUUACCCCGAAAGAGUGUGAGCCCUACUGGAAACACAUUUUUAUGUGGUCCAUAGAGGUAUAGAUGUCUGAUAUGACCUGAACGCAGCAUAGAUGAAGAGUGAAAGCCUUGUAAUGUGAGCCCUCUGUAGCCGAGCUAUGACCCUGUCGUACUCUGCUGAGGUCCUCUUGUGCUGUGGCGGUGUUUCUCCUCAGUCUCAGUACGAUCGUUUUCUCUCAUUAAGCUAUAUGUUAAAGCUACAGUGACUUUGCUCAGCGGAGGGAUCAUCCUUUUAAUUUUUUAAAACUCGUCCCGCUGCUGGCAGCCAUUCAGUUUGGUGCUUUACGGGCUUCUUGGCAAAAUGUGGCGUACGAAAAAUAUGUAGCGAAACGGAACUUAGUGAUUAACUCAGUGGCGUGCGUGUGCUCAUGCUGAUGAAUGUGAAUGUUCAGUCACGGUGCAGUAUCGCAGGGCUUCAUGUCGUACACGUCACUGUGGCUCGCUCUGUUUUUGAUGAUAUUUGACAAGUCGGAUGUGACUCCGUAUUUCUGAUUCGAUGAUGAAAUAAGUUUAAUGUUUAAGUACUCUCAUGAGGUGUCGUGCUGUGUCUAGUACUAACAAACGGCUCAGUUUUCAGGAGUUUAUUUGUCGUUUAGUUUCAUGGUUGCUUGCCGUCAUUGUUGAUGGUCUGACUCUGAAGGCUGGUUUAUUUACACAAAAGUUUCCUCUAGUUUCUGACUAAAAAACAAAUAGACUCUGAAACACAUGGAUUUCUUCCUAUAUCAAAUUUGUACCCAGAACAGAUUCAGAGAGAAGUCACAUCAGAGCAAAAACCUGAGGGUGGAUCUGGAUUAAUAGUUGAAUGUAAUGAGUAGUAUAAUAAAUGCCAAAUCGUGAUUUCUUAGUACAAAAAAAAUCAGUAGAACUGGAUUGACAUUCACCAUCCAGUUUUAUUCUUUAAAGAGUAACUAAACCCAGAGAUUUAACUGAGAUGCAUCUACCCUGAUUUCCAAAAAAUGCCUGUUCAUCAUCAUGAACUUAGCUGGAAGAGAGGGGGAUUAGACGCACCCAUCUCCUCCUUCCUACUGUUCCCAAUCAGCCACAACAUCCUUCAGUCCAUGCUUCUUUUCAGAUUUAAAGACACAAUGUCAUAACCAUUCGCAAAUGUAGUGUGAAAUGAUGAAAUAUGAUCAUGUAGAAGACUUGGAUUUUAGAAAAAUGUUGUUUAUUCACUAUCUAGAGCAACAGCACUGCAUUACCCACAAUCCCAAAGUGUCACAGCAACAUCCCUGAUAAGCUGAGCCUGCCUUUACCGAUGUAACGUUAGUGUUCAGCUGCUACUAGUGAAUUCAACAGUCAUUUUUCAACAGAAGAGAGGGGAAAUGAUGGUAUAUGAUCAUUUAGAUGGCACAAGUUAAGGACUUUGCACACUGAAUUUCUUAUGAAUAGGUGUUAUUCAGAUCCGUGAUCCCAUAAAAAAAAUUAUCAUGGGCUCAAACAUUGCACGCCAGCCCAGUCCAGUGCUUUUUUUUGUAGUCAUGGCAAAAAUUCACGAUCUUGCAUUGUGAAGAACAAAAGUUAAAAUGAUUCUGUGGCUCUUUGACUCCUUGAAAAAGAAAAAGCACUGGGACUAUCCACUCCUUACAGAGAUUAAUUGCAUGAGCCUGUGCGUCACAGUGCUGUGCCAAGUUGGAGAGAGAAGGUUUUUUUUCCAAUUCAGCCCCUUUAUUAUGUGUGUAAGAGCACAAAUUUGGGCUUUUAUCUAUCAUAUUCAAUGGUUAAAAUCCAUGCAGUAUGUCAGCAAAGCAAAUUGGGAAAAGUGAGGUUUCAGUGCAAGAGUCCACCUCAUGAUAGCAAACGCAGAGGAUAAUUAAAAAAAUAGUUUCCUUUUCAAAGUGCAAUAGUUGCACUAUUGUAAACUUAAAGGAAUUUCUGCAGACAUUUUUGUUAUCCUUUUAAGUACACAAUACAAAACUAAGUGAAGCCUUUUGUAGGGUUAUGCAGUUGCACAGGCUAACAUUACAAUUGCAGUUAUUUUAAUUGUGCAAAAGUAAUAUGGACCCUAACUGAUCAAUAGCACUACAGAAUAUCCUGGUAGAUUUCAUUUGAAAUAAAAGCUGUAUGAGGGUUCAGUUACUCUUUAAAGUCAAAUUUGCCCCUUUCCAGAAAUCUGUUCUCUUUCUCUUUUUACGAACUAUUACGAUGUCAAGUCUAGUAAUCAUAAUCCACUAUCACACCACAAAUAUCACAGACUGGAUGCAGACUUUUGCAUCUCUGCUGUUCAGUUUUUUAAAUGUAAUUGUGCUUGAAUGAAAACACAAAAUCCCUGGCUGGUGUACGCCCUUUUAAAGAGUAAGAUACUACGGUAUCUGCAGCUUUUUGAAGCUGUUUAUUUAUUGGCCGGGUCCAUAGACGGUGUUUUUGCGCUGAUGCUGGGUUCUAAACCCUUAAAGUCAUUUUUAAAACAAAAUAUGUCAAAACUCAUGAUUUGAUUAGACAGCAGCAACCAGUUACUUUGGUUUCAGGACAUUUUAACCAGGAGUUUUACUGAUUGCCAUAAUGAAUCGAUGAGCAGAAUAAAUGGUAAUGGAAAUAUCAGUUAGUUGCAGCCCUAGAUGAUACCUAAAUAUUUUGUUUUCAUCCAUUACACCUGCGUAACAUCAUAUUUUGGCUGUGCCGACACUGCAGCUCCAGGAAGUUGCUCUUUUCCUUUGGAAUAAACAUGACCUGAAAACUGUUUAUGGUUCAGUAAAACAUGCUUUAAUAUCAACUGAAUUGAUCAGCACAAAUUUUAGUGCAUUUCUUGCAUGGAAAGCCAAGCACAGCAUCAUGAGCACGCUCAGAGCAAAGAUGAAAAGAUGUGAGUCAUGAGCAGAGCAGGGGGUCUGAUCAGAGUCCAGGACUAUAGGAGCAGAAUGCAGAUUUAAUGUGUGAGAAGCACCAUAUGCUGUCAGAGGGCUGUUCAUUUAGAACAUAUAAAGAAUGACUGAAGCAAGACAAGUCUCAGUCAUUUCCUCUUUUAUGUUCCUCUUGCACUCCUGGGUUCAGUUUCUCCGUUGUCUUUACAAAAAUUGGUCCUAAAUCGUUGUUUGUUUUUUUGGUCCUGCUGUAACAUGUCAAUGUGCCUUCUGUCAAACCUGACCUGCACACGAUAGAGACGAACCAAAGCCAAAGGAAAUCCACAGUUUCUGGUUUUAAUUUGAGCCCUUUUCCUCUAGUCUAAGUUGUUAGGUUGUUUGAUAUGCAGGAAACACUGCAGGAGACUUGAAGAUGGCUAGUACUGUAGGAGAAGAGCUAAUUAAUAAUGCACACACCCUACUGAUCUGUAAAAUUCAUUCUUGAGGGUUGAACCACUGCAGAUUUGUUUUUAAAGCCUAUAAAUUUGGACUGUGUUGGACAAAUGCAGAAGUGGUGAAAUGCUUUAAUGUUGACGGCACGCUGCAUUCACCUAAGGCAAAAAUCAUCAACAUUAUGAAUUAAUUCUUACAGUUCAGUGUCACACUUUAAUGCUCUGGUAAGCUGUAUUUUAACAGCAGAGUUUCCCCGAUUUAAAGAAAAGUGACAGUGUUCUAAUGUCGGUGUCGACAUUUUCUGCUCUGCAUUUUCUUGUUCUUAUUGGCCAACUUGUACGUCGAUGAUCCUUGAGAUGGGUAGAGAUCUGACAUGUUUUGCCCUACCAGUGUAAAGUCUUGAGUAGUAUCGGUUUUAGAAAAGGAUCCAGGACUUGUUAAUACAUGAAAAGCUGUUAAAGUGCUGCAGAAUCCCCCUGUGCUGUAUGCAUUUACUACAUCUUUAAUUUCACAAAUAUAACAUGUGCUUUAAUUUAAAGUCCCAGUAAAGCAAUAUCAGACAUUUGUGUCCAGACACACCACAGAUGUGUUGGAAAAAGUUUCUGUAAACAUGAAAAGACUGAUUUUUUAUAAGCAGGGCAAAAUGUAGGAAUUUGUGAUGCAUGUAAGCCCCUAACAAAUGAUCCCAUCCUCCAAUGUACACCAACAUAAAAGAUGUGAGUUUUACCAACUGUCUGGCAUUUUCUAAGCCUUCAGUGUGAAUAAGGCGCUAUUUAAAUGUUGCAUUUUUGUUUCUUGUGGGCUGAAUUUGCCAAACAGACCAGUCACAGUGGCAGACGGGUUAUUUAAAGCAACAAAACAGUAAUUUGUGACAGAAAACAACAUAAUCUUAAUCCCAGACUUCUGCCUCUCCUGCUCUGACAGAGCAGGGCAGCUGCAACCUCACCACAAUGUACCGUCAUGCCAGGGUGCAGGCUAAUUGUUGGAGUGGGAUUCUUCAUGUCAGUUCAGCUGUGUACAGCAGGAAUUAACAUCUUUACCUGCUGAAUGGAUUUUAAAAUAAUAUCGCACUUGUCUUCAGUUCUAAUUGAUUAAUCUUUUGAAACCUGGGCUUUUGUUUUGAAUGCAUUUUAAGUUUCUCCCACUUAUUUGAGAUUAGUGGGUAUAAAACCUGAGCCUUGUCUUUGAACAGGAAGUAAUUUUCACCCAAAAAUGAUGUCUACAAAGUAAGACAGCAGGCUUAUAUUGCUGUAAAGCACACAAAAAAGUUAUCAUUUCUUUAAUUGCAUACAGAGUGGAACUUUUCCCUUCAGAUUAAUAAUUUCCAAAAUAUGAAAAAUCUCCCCAAAUUUGCCAGAAUUUGUAAGACAGUGCCAAAAUAUUUGUUUGAAAAUUCUUUAACAUUAAAAAAAAAAAACAUUAAAAAUGUAUAGUAAAAUAUUUCCAGAAUGUUUCAGUCAAACUUUUGCAAAAAGCCGUAAGAAUCAAAUCACAAUUUUCCAAAAGAAACUCCCUUAGAAUUACUCAAAUUUUUAAAGCAAAUUCUCAGAAUUUCAAAGCCAAUUUUACCUGUAGAAUUUAAAGAUAAAUUCUUCCCAAAUUCCAUGGAAAAAAUACAAAAACAUUUUCCCAAACAUCCAACCCAUUCUCUCAGAUUUCCAUGAAAAUUUGGGAAAAUGUCAAAGGAUGUUCCACCAAAAUAUUUCAAAUAAAAUUCCCAAAUAUUUACUAAUAAAUUUCCAUGAAAGUAUCUAAAGAUCUCAGAGUAAAUCUCUCCAAAACUCCAAAUAAGCAAACACUUCUCCCCCAAAAAAAUUUCGUGAAAAUACCAGAAAAAAUUAUAAGGCAAAUACUUAAGUCAUUUUGAGGAAAUUACUCAAACUUCUGUGGAAAUUCUAGACUUUUAUCUCAAAAAUUCUAAUAGAAUGUAUCGCUAUUCUGUAAGAAAGCCCAAAUUUAAGUACAUUUUGAAGCAGGUUGUGGCUUUGUCUCUCUCAAAUCAGUAGCCAUUUGUUCUUGCUCUCUCACUAUUAUUCGAUAGCCACACUCUUUCCAUCAAAGUUGGCCAAAAAAAGUCUCCAUGUCUCAUUUUCAUAGAAGACUUUUAUUUUGAAGAGCAGCAUCAGGAGGGUAUUCAGCAGCAACUUAACAACUCAGAAGGGAAUGAAAUGUGAGUUCACGUCAUUUAGAAAAGGAAAUAACAGGAAGCCUGAAGUUUUAAAAUGCAGGACAAGAUCAUGAAAGUCAGACUUUUAAGUAUGAAACAAUUAGCCUGUCAUGGCAUACAGCUGACCAACACCCUAGAGCAGAUAUAACAGCCUCAUUUUAAUGAUUAAAGGUGGGGGCUGCACACUGUUAGCCGGCUAAACUGAAGUUGAAUCUCUCAGUAGUCGGCACCAGGAUUAUGGGUCGGAUAGACUAAUUAUUAUUUUUUCCUCAUUUCAGGCCUACACUUCAAGUUGAAUGCUCUGUCUAACCCUUAAUGUAGCCGCCUGCCACUCGUAGCCCCUGUAGUUUUGAAAUAACAGCUGCUACCAUACUUCCAACCACUGGUGAUAGCACAGUUAGCAUUUCUUGAGAACAGUGCGGUUUAGCGCUAUUUUGAUGAUGUGAUGAUAUACAGCACAAUAAUGGACAUGAGCCUGCUAAAAGGAUUGUAGCUGGGGAUGAUAGCAUUGCUAACGUUAGCCACAUUCUACAAACCAACUUUUCAUUGUUGGUUUAGAGAAUGAAUUUACCUGGCUUCAGUCAGCUGAACGGGAUUCAUCCAAGUUUAAUCGGCGAAGAGAUUAUUUGCUAAGGGGCAUCUCUAAGUUUCAGGUGUUUGUCAUCAUUGGAAUUAUUCCUGUGGGUCCGUAACGUUGCCCUUUGUCCCACAACAAACCUAAAAUACAAACUAUUUUUUGCUUUACAGCGACUUUAAAUCCACCAUUUCUGAUUCAAUAACAUUAAAAAAUAGCACAGUGAAGACAAAGGCCUUUUGAUGUGAAUAACUUGGUUGUAAUUGAAAGAUAUUCAUAACUGAGUUGUAAGUUAUACACUCCCUUCAGGAAUCCUAACUUAUAUAAUAAUAGCACAUUAGCUUGUCUUUAUUUCUGCUUUAUGUUCUGCUAUCACUCCAUCUGAUCAGUACAGGAUUUAAUGAAUUGCUUGAUACUGGUUCAUUUGUCAGGCAGUGAUAAUGUUGAUUUAAUUCUAUAUUUAUAUUUUAUUUUUAAAUAUAUAUGAUAUACAUCUCCACUCUAGAGAAAGAGGUAUUGCCUUAUGAAAAAUGAGCAUGACAUUAGUUAAAGCUCUAAAUGAAGUCGGUGAAUCUGCUUUAGUUACACAGAAACCCCGCCACUUUAAUUUCCCUGAAAGAGUCGUCUCUCCAUCGACUUUGGAAACUCUGAGGAAACACUCGAGGCUCGCAGCCGUGUUGAAUCACUGCCAGAGGCUCGUCUGUCUAACACGUUCGCCCACACAUUCGCUCACUUAUAACUGAGUCACUGGGUAAACUCAGCUGGAGUUUUGGUCCAGAUCCACGGCUGAAUGAAGAGUGUGCUUUAACCAUUGUAACUCGCCUUUACAACAACUUGCCUACUAAACAGUUGUCUUCUUCAUUGCUUUUUGUUGCUUGUGUAAAUAUGAUUUUAUUUAUUGUCUUUUUAAUAUCCUCAUUAUUCGUUUUGUUGCCAUGUUUUCAUGCCUAAGCCAUUAAGAUUUUUAA
Molecule: messenger RNA, 10349 nt
Organism: Cheilinus undulatus (humphead wrasse)
Lineage: Eukaryota; Metazoa; Chordata; Actinopteri; Labriformes; Labridae
Product: E3 ubiquitin-protein ligase CBL-like
Exons: 15
Coding region: 401-3004 (867 amino acids)
Biological process (GO): negative regulation of epidermal growth factor-activated receptor activity; cell surface receptor signaling pathway
Cellular component (GO): membrane raft; plasma membrane
Molecular function (GO): ubiquitin protein ligase activity; calcium ion binding; SH3 domain binding
Source: RefSeq, a predicted model, not a curated record